AGCCCCAGAGGAGAGAGCUACACAGUGUUGGUACUGCCAGUUCUCACGCGCUGCCCCUCCCUCGCUGUCCCUCCCCCCCGGGGGUGAAUCCCAGGAGUUUGCCUCAGGUGCAGAGUCAGUUUCUAGGAGAGAUCAGUGAGGUUGGCAGUUACCAGGAGAGGGAACAGUAAGUGGCAGUCACACAGCGGGGAUAGAGAUUGCGCCUGACAGGAAUCAGGCACCGACACAAAUACAAAUUGCCGCACAGAGGUUGAGGUACCACAAUGGGCUGCUUCUCCUUCCUCAAGACCAUGAUGUUUGUGUUCAAUGGAAUCAUAUUUUUGGGCGGGGUGGCUGUACUGGGCAUCGGUGUCUGGGUGAAGGUGGAUGGAGGCUCCUUUCUUCAGAUCCUGGGCUCUGCUGCCCCCCAGCUCAUGCAGGUGGUGAAUGUGGGGUAUCUGUGCAUUGCCGUCGGAGGGUUCCUUAUACUUAUGGGGUUCCUCGGCUGCUGUGGGGCCGUGAAGGAGAGCCGCUGCAUGUUAAUGUUGUUCUUCAUCAUCAUCCUCAUUAUUUUUAUUGCUGAAGUGGCAGGAGCUGUGGUAGUGCUGGCAUUCUCAUCUGUGUCUCGAAUUUUCAUUGAGUACCUUGGUAACGUGGCUGUGAAAUACCUGCAUUACCAGUAUGGGGAAAGUGAUGAACUCACCACAAUAUGGAAUGCAACCAUGAAAGAGUUGAAGUGCUGUGGAUUCUAUAGCUAUGAGGAUUUCACCAACUCCACAUAUUACCAGAGGAACCAGCAGUACCCGCCCGUAUGCUGUGCCAACAUCAGCCCGUGCCAGAAGUAUAAAAUUGACCCUGAUGUGAAGGGCUGCCUGGCCGCCUUCGAGCACUUCUUUAGCCGGAAUGGGAAGAUUGUUGGUGGGGUCGCUCUGGGGAUCUGCGCUCUGGAGCUCGCAGCCAUGAUUGUCUCUCUCGUGCUUUUCUGCCACAUCGGCAACAGUGCCUGAUCCCUAACUAAACAUGGCGGCUCCUGUGAUAUCGACACCAUGAGCAGGGAUGCAGCGCAAUGCAGCCAGUCAUCCCUCUGAUUGGCUACUGAAUUGCUGCCAUCUCUCAACUUCUGCUCUCCUUUCAUUGGAUGCACCUUGUUUCCCCGACUCCACCCCUUCUCGUCCCAAAGCUACAGGGUGAAGUGGACUUUUCUUGGACUUGGGUUGGAUAUAGUAGAAUGGGGAAGGUCACAUCACCCUUAUAAACAUGGGCAUUUAUUAUACAUACACCCUGUAUAUAUAUAUUAUUCCUGAUCCUAAAACCUAGCUCUAUUUUAGGAAAGCUCCACCCCUUUUGGAGCCAGUUAUGUAAAUAGAUUGCUCUUUUGAGUAUUUUUGCAAUUUACAUGAAUGAUUAUUUUUCUAGUUUUGCAGAUAUUAGUAAUUCUCACACUGCGCCUAUGAUGAUUUGGAACAACAGCGCCAUCUACUGGUCAUUUAAGUGAUGUCAUUUUCUGCGCAGAGCAGGGCGACUGCUGUAUUUCAUGUGAUUACAUAGCUCCGCCCAUUAAUGUAAUGCUGUCUAUAUGACCCCAAAGCACUUUGGAGAUACUCAGCAUCAUUAUAUGUAGCAUCAUUAUAUGUAGCAUCAGGGGUUGGAUGAAGGGAACCAGAUGGGUGUUCAUGCAGUCAUGUAUUUAUUCUGAAAUGAAACCAUUUCUAAUAUUCUAUUUUAGUUACUGGCAAAUGGAAUAGAAAUAUAUUUAUAGCCCUGUACAUGUGAUGCUCCUUGUACAGGCGUGUGCUGAGACAUAUGUAAUAACAUGUAAUUAUAUUAUAUGAUAAUAACCAUU
This is a messenger RNA of Xenopus tropicalis (tropical clawed frog), 1822 nucleotides long. It is a transcript of the gene tspan16, whose product is annotated as tetraspanin 16. NCBI's taxonomy places the organism in Eukaryota, Metazoa, Chordata, Amphibia, Anura, Pipidae. Gene Ontology annotation, cellular component: membrane. The transcript has 9 exons. The coding region runs from base 264 to 986 and encodes 240 amino acids. The record is from RefSeq and is a predicted model, not a curated record.